AAGAGUAGAAAUAAUCAAUAUAUGUUUUAAAAUAAGAGAUAUUAGUUGAACUGUAAAAUCAAAAGGGUUCACUAACCCAAUACUACUUUGUUUAUAUCUACUUCAUCACUACGUCACACUCACAAGGUUUCUUCCAUGAAAAUGACCAUUACGGACUCAAGGUUUCUCCUUCAUACUUGGUUCUCUCUUUCUCUCUCCCAGUCUCUCUCUCCCACUCUCACUCACUGUGGUCUUUCUUAUCACACCCAUUUCCUCCUUACCCAGAAAUAGUAUGAGUCAACUGGUCCAAGAAUAUAGAAACAUUGUGAUUGUGAUAUCAAGUCCAGGGUAUAAAUACAGUUGUACAAAAUAGAUAUUUGAGAUAGAUUUUGGGGUUAUUGAGCUACUGCUCCACCCCGCAUAAAAUCAUACAGUUUGUUCUCCUGGCCCAUCCCAUGGCCGUAAACAAAGGAGUCCUAUAGCUUUCACAUAUCCUGUUAUUUAUAUUUCUUCAUUGUAUACUUCUCAUCAAUAUUACAUCCUUUCUACCUUCAAGGAAGGGUGAAUAAAUAUAUUAUAUUGGAACUGCAUAAUCAUCGUCUUCUCAUCUUUAUUCGACUGUAACACAACAUAUAUAUACGCCAUCGAACGCUACCAUAACUACGAAUAUAUAUCAACCAUCAUUAAAACAUUAUAGUGUUACAUUUGGUGGCAGCGGCAAACGGUUUGCACCUUAUGCUCGGAUUUUUGUCUUCAAACUGUUCCUGUGCGAAUAACAACAUACAACCUCAUAUCGAUGAUUUCGAUAUGCUUAUUUAACUUGGACGCUUUGCUGAGUUUAUUUCUUUAUUGUUUAGCUGAAUGUACUUCAACUGGAGAAAUGCCAUUUUGUAUUUACAUACUUUUGAACUGAUCAUCGUUUAUAUGUGAACAGGAGUUCACAUGAACUAUUUUCAUCUGUAUUUUAUAUUUUCUUCGCAUUUUGAUUGCUUAUAUAAUUCUACUUGUUUGGACGCUUUCCUGAACAAAUUCACACAUUGUAUAUAACUGGAAGUGCCAAAACUUGUUUAUUUCUUCGUUUGGAGCUUCAUUCACUUCUCUUUUAUUCUGAUGCCCUAUAUGCUCCCAUCGCCAGUCUGGUUCCUGUGGAAGAAUCUCCUGCGCAUCAAGUCUACUUCUCCAAGCUUCAUCCAGGAAGUUGUGAUCAUGGUUCUUCAAUGAUUCGGACAUUUCUUUCACCAAUAUUCGACAUCUCAAUACUCCAGACUCUUCAUCUUCUCUUUUUCAUUGCUCCUUGACUUUGUGCUGGUGAGAGAGGGUCAUCAUUCUAGAUUGCAUAACUUUUGAUUGCUGCAGACUUUUGAUUUGGACAUAUUUAUGUUCUCUAAUGUGUUUUAUGUGAUAUUGGAUUUCAUGGUCUGCGUAAGUCCUUUCCAUUAUAUACAUAUGUAGUUCCAAUUAUGAAUUUUCAAUUUUUCAUUAAUUUCCUUUGCAGUUUCCAAGAUAAAAAUGAACCCAUUAAGACGAGGUUCAUUGCAAUACCCUGAAACACCCCAUAUUGUAGUAACGUUUGAGAAUUCACUUACAUUUCUUCCCGCACAAAUUCAUGCAACCUCACGCUAUUCUUACAUUAGCAAAUACGUUGCUGAUAACCUACCCUGCCUUCAAGGUUUAGACGCAUCAGCUUAUCUUAAUUUGCAAGAAGCUAGAAUUGAUGAUCCUAGAAUUUGUGGGGCAAUAGCUACCAGAAUCCAUUCUGCAAGCAUUUCAUGGUCAACACCAUGUUUCUUUAUUGUAGUUGAUACGCUCGAUUUCCAUGUAAUUCUAGGGACUGAUUUUCUCGACAGACUUAAAUACCGCGAGUCCUUCUCUCUGACUUACACACCAGCUAACAAUCCUGAUUUCAGUCCUAGCAUUCCAUAUUUAUUUUGUGAGCUGAUCAAGGAAAUAGAUCCUGUCAACGGGUCCAACCCUCUAAAAAGGCCCUCUGAUUUAGACAACGCUUCCACCUCAUCCCAGUCCCAUUCUGACACUGACCCCUGUGAGAGGCCCCUUUCAUCUGCCCCAGUUACUCCUGCUACUGAUCAUGAAACCAGUGUUAGUGAAACUGACCCCGGCACCAAAUGCUUUGAUCAGUAUGAAAAUGCUGACCUCCAGGAUCCUUACCAUAUACCAUCUAACACUUUGAAACCAAUAGCCACCAAUUCCCCUCCACCACAUCUUCCUGAUCCCUCAUCAUCUCCUGACGACUCUUCAUCCCUGUGCCUAUCAGAUCCCGACUCCUCUCUGACAUCCCCUAUUUCUCAACCUCCUAGUCCUAGUCCAUGUCAUAGUGAUGAAUUUCUUCCUGUCUCUGAGAUCCCUCCUGACAUUAACAUUCCCCAGGUCCCUCAGCAUGUAGAUGUACCCAUCUCAUCUCCUCUUUCUCCUGUUCCUUCCUCAGCCAUUUCAACACCUAACAUGAUUACGAUUGACUUCGAGGAAGAUAGUCAUGAUUUUGAUGCAUGUUCUGCUCCUUGUAUGACAACUCCUCAUUCUACACCUCCUCCUCCUGUACCACCUUCCCCCAACAUUGCCACGGUAACGCAAUUAGAGACUGUAAUUGACAAAGCUCCAGCCUUGGAUACCGAUCCUGUUGAUCAUGGUAAUGAUCUUGAAUCCCGAUCUCAUGUAAGCACUGGUAAUUCCAAACUGCCCCUGGUAUCAUUGAACACUAUGGUCAUCCCCGCUCACAUUAAGUCAGUAUCUUCUCGGGACGAUGUUGCCCUAGACGAUCUUAACUACUUGUCACAAGCAAGUGAUAUUCACACCUGUCAUCUCUCCCCCUUCAAUUUGCCUGACCCACUCACAUCCUAUGGUCUACACCAUGGAUUCACUUCCCUCAUACUCCCUCAUGGUCCUGGUCCUCCUCUUAUUACAUGUUAUUGAUAACAAAUUGAUAGAUGUAUCUGGAUAACAGAACUGGAUUGACUUUGACCAUGAUUCAU
This is a messenger RNA of Lytechinus variegatus (green sea urchin), 2966 nucleotides long. RefSeq names its product vegetative cell wall protein gp1-like. The record is from RefSeq and is a predicted model, not a curated record. Bases 1489 to 2907 code for a protein of 472 amino acids. NCBI's taxonomy places the organism in Eukaryota, Metazoa, Echinodermata, Echinoidea, Temnopleuroida, Toxopneustidae. The transcript is spliced from 2 exons.